GGGCUCUCCUGGGGUGGUUGGGGGGAUCCAGGCUUAGGUGUGGGAGUUCCCAGUGGUGAGUAGAGGUAGAAGGGCUGUUAAGAGGGGACGGGGGAUACAGCGUAUACGUGAACAGCGUGUAGGCUGGGAGGUUGCUGUGGGCCUGAAGGAGGUUAGGAGGUGGAGGCAUCUCUGCCUCAUCCCACCGCAUACCCUCCCGCGUGAAGGAGUCAGUAACUCCCACAGCACGGAGUAAAAGAAGAUGUGCAAACAACAGCAAUUAGAGCAUUAAGUGUCUUCUCCCCAAGCCUUAAAAAGAGCUUAGCUCAGCUGCAUGAAAUAUGGGAGACGACAGGCCGUUUGUGUGCAAUGCCCCCGGCUGUGGACAGAGGUUUACAAACGAGGACCACCUGGCGGUUCAUAAACACAAGCAUGAGAUGACAUUGAAAUUCGGCCCCGCUCGAACCGACUCAGUCAUCAUAGCAGAUCAGACUCCGACCCCGACGCGCUUCUUGAAGAACUGCGAAGAAGUGGGACUCUUCAAUGAGCUGGCCAGCUCCUUUGAGCACGAGUUCAAGAAAGCCGCCGAGGAUGACGAGAAAAAGAACGCUGGAGCCCUGGACAUGUCUCUGCCUUCAACCCCAGACAUAAAAAUAAAGGAAGAAGAGCCAGUUGAGGUGGACUCUUCCCCUCCAGACAGCCCGGUGUCUAACCCGCAGUCCCCACAAAACAAGGAGAAGGAGAUCACCUCAAAGCCUGUAAUCAUUUCUACGCCUACUCCGACCAUCGUGCGUCCAGGCUCACUGCCAUUACACUUAGGUUAUGACCCGCUCCACCCAACGCUGCCUUCCCCGACCUCUGUCAUUACCCAGGCACCACCUUCCAACAGACAGCUUGGGUCUCCCACUGGUUCCCUUCCACUUGUUGUGCAGCUUGCAAAUGGACAGACCAUGCCUGUCCUCCCAGGCCCUCCUGUACAGAUGCCUUCUGUUAUAUCGCUGGCUCGGCCGAUGUCCAUGGUGCCUAACAUUCCCGGUAUUCCUGGGCCACCCAUCAACAGCAGCGGGUCCAUUUCGCCGUCAGGCCUUCCAGUGCACUCCGAAGCCAAAAUGAGGCUGAAGGCCAGCUUGACGCAUCAGACAUCUUCCUCGCUGAAUGGCAGCAACCUGGUGGUGGGCUCAGCCAGCACGAUGGUGACUGCACGUCCAGAGCAGAGUCAGAUUCUUGUCCAGCACCCUGAUGCUCCUUCCCCAGCUCAACCGCAGGUUUCCCCUGCCCAGCCCACGCCCAGCACUGGCGGGCGGCGGAGACGCACGGUUGACGAAGACCCGGACGAGCGCCGGCAGCGGUUCCUGGAGCGGAACCGGGCUGCAGCAUCCCGAUGCCGUCAGAAACGCAAGCUCUGGGUGUCUUCCUUGGAGAAGAAAGCUGAGGAGCUCACGACCCAGAACAUCCAGCUGAGCAAUGAAGUUACGCUACUGAGGAACGAAGUUGCUCAACUUAAACAGCUCCUGCUUGCUCACAAGGACUGCCCCGUCACUGCACUACAGAAGAAAACACAGGGCUAUCUUGAAAGCCCAAAGGAGAGCUCAGAGCCCACCGGCUCCCCUGCUCCUGUCAUCCAGCACAGCUCCGUGACGGCCUCCCCCAACGGGCUCAGCGUGCGCUCGGCGGCGGAAGCAGUCGCCACGUCGGUCCUCACCCAGAUGGCGAGCCAAAGGACAGAACUGAGCAUGCCAAUGCAGUCACACGUCAUUAUGGCUCCACAGUCGCAGUCUGCGGGCAGAUGAUGUCACAGCCUGUGCGUGUGACCCAGAACUAACCGCGAACUCGCAGCCGGAGAGACUGACCCUAACUAAGUCCCUGACGAGUGGGGGCGGAUACGGAUGUGUUUUUUUUAAAGUGAGUUAAGGGCAGCUAUGGCGCUUCUUACACUGCAUAUCCUAUACAGAGCCUGGCCCCAAACCAUUGCCGUGCGAUCGCCUGUCCCUGCAGGACGGCUGCAGAUUGAGCGCUUUCUCGAUCCCUUAGCUGGCGAUCAGUCAAGGUGCAGAAUCAUCCGAACACGCAGAGCCUCACUUUGAAAGCACCUUGAAAGGUUCACUUUCAGGUAUCAGUUACAUUAACACUAAACCUCCAUGCUUGGUGGUUCCCUUUGGCGCUUUCACUCUUUCAAGGUCCCCCUCCCUCCCCCUCCACUUUCAGCGAAGGAGAACAUAGCUCUUGGGAGGCUGUGACAUUUAGUCGUGCUGUCAAUGUAUUUUAUUUUUAACAGCAUGCUGCUUCCAGGCAUCUGCUCCCCGCACUGCUCUAGCUACCUGAGACACUGCACCUUCGCACAAGAAUCCUCCUUGAGCUCUGAGGUUAAAGGGAUUGAGGUUAGUCUCAUCACAGUAACUGCCCAGAUGCCAGCAAUUGGUUUUGGAGCAAACUCUGCCACGAUUGGAGUGUAAUCGCUGUAAAUUGGUUUGUGUGCAACGGUAGGGAG
Messenger RNA from Struthio camelus australis, 2467 nucleotides. NCBI's taxonomy places the organism in Eukaryota, Metazoa, Chordata, Aves, Struthioniformes, Struthionidae. The record is from RefSeq and is a predicted model, not a curated record.